GCAUUACUACUCCUCUAAAGUAAAGACAUCUAACAUUGAAAGCGUUUGAUGCAUCCAAAAUUUCGUUUGUGGUUGUUAAGUGUACACGGUUACACUUAUUAGCUGACACUGGAAGACGAACUUUUCGUAUCUGUUGUGAAAACGCAUUGAAUAAUGGAGCAGCAAAUAGUCCAAGCUGCCAAAGUUGUCGAGGAAUGUAUCGACGCAGAAAUCCAGCGUCUAGAUAACCUGGAUGAUGACGAUAUGGAAGCUAUUCGUCGAAGAAGACUACAACAACUGAAAAAGCAGGCAGGGAAAAGGGACGAGUGGAUUUUGCAAGGGCAUGGUAAAUAUGAUGAGCUUGCGGACGAAAAGGAAUUUUUCGAAGAAGUUAAAAAGCAUGAACGUGUUGUCUGUCACUUUUACAGGGACUCGACCAUGAGGUGUAAAAUAGUUGAUAAGCAUCUUCAAAUAAUAGCCCCUAAACACCUGGAGACAAAAUUUUUUAAGAUCGAUGCGGAGAAGGCGUUGUUCCUUUGUCAAAGACUUCGCAUAAAAGUAUUACCUUCUAUUGCCUCGAUAAUCGACGGAAAAACCAAAGAUUUCAUCGUAGGAUUUGAUGAUUUAGGAGGCGUAGAUGAGUUUCCUACUGAAAUGCUUCAGUGGAGGCUUGGAGUAUCAGAAGCAAUCGAUUAUAAAGGUGAAAGACCAGUCCUGAAAGGAGAAACAGGUGGUGGAAUCUUUAAUUUUGCAAAGAAAAAAGGAAAGACAAUAAGAGGUGGUGAUGGGGAUGAUGAUUCUGAUGAUGAUUAUUAAGACAUACGUUAAGCAGUUUUUACUGGACAUCCUUCCAAGCAUUAUCAUCAAAAUUUUUGAUGAAGUAAUAUAAACAAAUAUUGACCUUUAUUUUGCAAUAUCUUUUUUCUGGAGAA
Molecule: messenger RNA, 911 nt
Organism: Rhopilema esculentum
Lineage: Eukaryota; Metazoa; Cnidaria; Scyphozoa; Rhizostomeae; Rhizostomatidae
Product: thioredoxin domain-containing protein 9
Source: RefSeq, a predicted model, not a curated record